Cadophora gregata is the source of this 2935-nucleotide messenger RNA. RefSeq lists its product as uncharacterized. Lineage: Eukaryota; Fungi; Ascomycota; Leotiomycetes; Helotiales; Ploettnerulaceae. The record is from RefSeq and is a predicted model, not a curated record. The coding region runs from base 683 to 2686 and encodes 667 amino acids. The transcript is spliced from 2 exons.
UUGCUCCAGUUGCAGCUCUUGAUCACUGGAGCUGUUUUUAUAACAAUUCUACGCUGAUCCAUGGAUGGAAUUCGGGGCAUCAGAUCACGUUCCCUCCUCGUGUAGCUGGCUAUCCAUGUCUCGCUGUAGAGAGCUUCCCCAUCCCCAUCCUAGCAAACACAUCCGAUACUGGCUAAGAGCUGUCAAAGUUGCCAGCUCUGGGUCAAUUGGAUAAAUUCCGCUUUUUGGAGUCUCAGGGGUUAGUUAAAUUACUGGACAGUGGACCAAGCCAGCAAUCACUGGCUGUCCGUGUUCUCUGUUCACCCCGUGCAGGCCACGAGGACGGGGGUCAAUCACACCAACGUCAUAUCUGGACUGCCUUGAAAACACCUGCAUAUUCAUGCAACCUCAACACCCAAACACAGCACAUCCUUUGACGAUCGCUGUGGCUCGACCUAUCGUGGACUCGAGGCACCUGGUGAAGUAGCAAUUCCUGUCUCCUUUGGGCUUUCUCGCGAGUCGCUACCGCUCUUUCUAUUUUGCCUUCGCUGUAUGAGCUCAUACGGCGUUUACCUCCUUUCCCUUUUGCCAUCGAAUUGUUAAAUACCAUCAUGUCGUUCGUUUGACUUGGCUAGAACUGUCCCAUGCCGAAGUAUUGUCUCACAUUGCCGUCUCGUUUGGCUACUCAAAGUAUUUUAUUGCUAUGCGCUCGUUAUUGAUAUGUUUGGCUUUCAGUGCGACAACAUUGUUGGCUCAGAGUGGCGACACAAGUGUGCUGGUGAACAAGAGGGACAAUGCGACACUGAUGAUACCGGUGGUUGCAGCUUCUAGUCAGGUAUGGUAUGUAUCAUCGAGUCCUGACCAAUUUUAUCCAAAAAUGACUGGUAUCAGGGAAGGCGUUGACGGCACGUGGAGUACUUUCACGAUCCGAGUCAGUACGCCUGUAUCAAUAUAUCGUGUGCUGCCGGCGAGUUCUUGGCAGGAAACGUGGGUAGUGUACGGAGCGGCAGCGCAGGUUUGCAACGUCAGUGUUGGAGUGAAGGCGAAUUGUGAGGAAGAUAGAGGCGGUUUCUUUGAUGGUGCGAAAUCAUCGACUUGGAAGCAAGGUGACCAGUACCAGCUGCAACUGGAAGAGAUGCUUGGCUAUGAGGGAGUUGGACAAUAUGGUUUUGAUACAGUCGGACUUGGCUUUCGAAGUGAUACAGGUCCAACUCUUCCAAACCAAAUCGUGUCAGAAAUUGUCUCCGAUGACUGGUGGUUCGGCAUGCUAGGUUUGGGAUUCCAGCCUACGAAUUUUACGGGUUACGAGACUCCUCAGGCAAGCUUUGCAGACACACUGUACACAAAUGGAACAAUAUCGAGCAUGAGCUGGAGCUACACAGCUGGAGCAUUCUAUCGGCUCAAAAGCGUGUUCGGGAGUUUGAUAUUUGGUGGCUACGAUGCCUCGAGAUUCACACCAAAUCCCAUUCGGUUCUCGAUGGCAAGCGACAACCUCCGCGAUCUAGUUGUCACUGUUCGCUCAAUUACAUCUACGACUUCAGGUGGAAACACCACUCUGAUGUCCGACCCCAUAUUUGCUUUCAUCGAUUCUGCAGUCCCAGACUUCUACCUCCCGGUAUCGGUGUGCCAACAGUUCGAGAAGGCAUUUGGCCUCACUCUCGACCAGACAUCCGGACGAUAUCUAAUUUCCAAUACCACACACCAGAAUCUGGUGUCUCUAAAUCCAACCAUAACAUUCACACUCGCGAACCAGAAAACAGGCGGGGAAACAACAGACAUCGUCCUCCCUUACGCGGCGUUCGACCUGAACGUUACCGCACCACUUCUCACUAACACUUCAAGUCUUUACUUCCCACUCAAACAAACUACAGACGAAAAUCUGUACAUACUAGGUCGUGCUUUCCUGCAAGAAGCAUACGUAACCGCACAUUACAACUCCCGAACUUUCAACGUCUCUCAAGCCGUCUUCUCAGACAACGCCUCCCCUGCCCUCGUGGCCCUUCCCGCUACUCUACCAUCAUCCACCACGCCCACCAAAACAAACUCCCCCAAUUCGCCAUCCUCUCCCUCCUCCAAGUCCAAACUAGGCGGCGGCGUCAUAGCCGGCAUCGUGAUUGGCGCUUUAGCCGGCAUCGCCAUUCUCGCCUUCCUCAUAUUCUUCCUACUCAAACGCCGACGCCGCGUCGCAGCCUCCAAAGCUGAAAAAGAGAACAGAGGCCCCGUCCAUGAAAUCGACAGUGGGAAACGUGUUGAUCCAGGAACAACGAGCGCAUAUACUGCACAGGCGAGUGCGCUUACUAGUGAAGUGUCGGGCAAGGAUUCGAGGGUCGAGAAGUGGGGAAAUCCGAUUAUGCAUCCGCAGGAGCUGGAGGCGGAUGUACCUGGUGUUAUGGGAUCUAGGGGCAAUGGGGCGGAGAUGGGAGCUGGGAAGAUGAAUUCUAUUAAGGAGACGAAGACGAAGACUCCGAUGGCGGAGUUGGGUGUUCAGGAGAGAGGACUGGGGGAGGGAAGUGCGAUACCAAGGCAGAGAGGUGAGGAAGAUGAUAUUGUGAGCCCGAAUACGGAUCGUUGGUCUGCGAGUGUGAUGGGGAGGAACAGGAGCGAUGCAAGGGCUAGUAGUCCCAGUGGACCGAGUGAGGGAGGAAGUUGGAGCCCUAGCACGCCGGUACAGAGGAGGAAUAGCAGGUUUAGUGAGACUUGGGAUUGAUGAUCCAUCAUAUAUGGAGUGAAGAUGAAGGAAUUUCUGGAGACUGGGAAAGUGUGCUGGAUGCACUCGAUGAAAUAUAAAAUGUGGACGGAAAAUGGGUAUAUGAGGUUAACACAGGCAGAAGUACGAAUACCAAUAGCACAAUGGCUGGAGUUGUGGGAAUGUAAUAUUUUGGGAAUAAAGAGAAUUUAGUGUUGUACACAAGAGGACAACAGGAUGUCAAUAUAUGCACAGGAUUUAUGAUGGGGC